Molecule: messenger RNA, 1752 nt
Organism: Pseudomassariella vexata
Lineage: Eukaryota; Fungi; Ascomycota; Sordariomycetes; Amphisphaeriales; Pseudomassariaceae
Product: FAD binding domain-containing protein
Exons: 5
Coding region: 1-1608 (535 amino acids)
Molecular function (GO): oxidoreductase activity; flavin adenine dinucleotide binding
Source: RefSeq, a predicted model, not a curated record
AUGGAUCAGCAGGCAUGGUGGCCACCUGGCACCCAUCAAUGCCGCUGCUUCCCCGGCGACGAUUGCUGGCCGUCCCCACCAAUCUGGUCCUCCUUCAACCAAACCCUCAACGGGCGCCUCAUAGCCAUCGUCCCCAUUGCGAGCCCCUGCCACAACAGCUCCUUCGGCCCCUAUGAUGCCACCGCCUGUGAUCAGCUCCGCUCCGUCUGGGACUACACCUCAACCCAUAUUGAGACAUCGUCCUCUCCCAUGGCGUUCUUCUUCGCCAAUAUGAGUUGUGAUCCCUUCACGGCCCCUGAAGACCAGUGUGUUGUAGGUGCUUACGUUCAGUACGCUGUCAAUGCUACGACGGCAGAGCACUACCGGCUCACGAUGAAGUUUGCUCAAGAGCAUAAUAUUAGGUUGGUGGUUCGUAACACCGGGCAUGAUUACCUGGGUAAAUCGACGGGAGCGGGUGCCUUAGCGCUGUGGACGCACCACUUGCGGGACAUUGAGAUAUUGGAGUCGUACGAGUCGCCCUUCUACAACGGCACCGCCAUGAGGGUGGGAGCUGGCGUGCUGAGCUGGGAGGCACAGGAGGCCGCACAUGAGCAUGGCCUUGUUGUUGUGGGGGGGAAUGGGAGGACUUUUGGGCUUGCGGCUGACCAGGUACUCGAGUGGGAGGUUGUUACGGCGCUGGGAGAACAGAUAAUGGCCACGACGGAACAGAAUGAGGAUCUGUAUUGGGCGCUAUCUGGGGGUGGGGGUGGGACGUAUGCGGCCGUGUUGUCGCUAACAGUUAGGGCGUAUCCUGAUUUCAGGACGGCUGCGGCUAAUCUAACAUUCACGAGCGAGGGGGUGUCUAGUGACGCAUUUUACUAUGCAGUGCAGACGUUUCUUCUAGGUUUGCCUGGGAUCACCGAAGCCGGCGCCGUCUGUAUCUGGUUACUUGCACCAGGUGUUUUCCAGGUCCAACCAACAACGGCACCGGGCAUGACAAGCGAUGAGCUUCAGGUCUUUUUUCAGCCUACACUUGACGCGCUUAAAGACAAGGGGAUAGCACAUGACUAUCACAUUGCGGAGUUCCCCACAUAUACUGACAGCUUCUACGCCAUGAACCCAGCUCCCAACGUUACUAAACUCAAUGCCGGCGGCCGUCUUCUUCCACGCUCCCUCCUGGAGUCUAAAGAUUCCAUUGCAUCCCUCGUCGACGUUCUAGCUUUUUUAGUCGACCAAAACGCCGUUGUCUCUGGUGUCUCCAUUGAUGUAAGCCGUGCACCGGCGGCUCCUAAUGCCGUGCAUUCAGCCUGGAGAGAGGCCAUCGUCAGUGCUGCCAUCGGCACCCCUUACAACCUCACCAGCCUAGAAGCCAAUAUCGCCGGCCAGCGGCUCAUCAGCGACGUGCUAGACCCCAAGCUGGACUCCCUCAUGCCGGAGUCGCCAGCCGCCUAUCUGAACGAGGCCAAUUUCCGCGAGCCCGACUUCCAACGGCUAUUCUACGGUGACAACUACCAGAGGCUGCUGGAAGUCAAGCACAAGUAUGAUCCGUUGGGUGUCUUUUGGGGUACUACGGCUGUAGGUAGUGAGGGGUGGGCAAUAAAGGAGGAUGAGCGUCUGUGCAGGAUGUGACGAGGCAAGGGGGAACUACGAUAGGAUAAUGGGUGGUAAAUAACUGAUAUAACCAAGAGAAAAGGGGUAAUGAAAGAUUUAAAUGUCAUUUUUUUGAUUCAAUACAAGGUAUGAUAUAUACGGUGAUUGCUCCAUUAUCAGAAU